Messenger RNA from Boleophthalmus pectinirostris (great blue-spotted mudskipper), 3245 nucleotides. RefSeq names its product ATP-binding cassette, sub-family G (WHITE), member 4a (gene abcg4a). Gene Ontology annotation, cellular component: plasma membrane. The record is from RefSeq and is a predicted model, not a curated record. The transcript is spliced from 15 exons. Bases 474 to 2402 code for a protein of 642 amino acids. Gene Ontology annotation, molecular function: ATP binding; ABC-type transporter activity; ATP hydrolysis activity. NCBI's taxonomy places the organism in Eukaryota, Metazoa, Chordata, Actinopteri, Gobiiformes, Gobiidae.
GGCUGCUCUGUCUCUGCCGCUGAUUCUGCCGCUACUGCUGCUGCUGCUGGUGAUAGUGAAGCCUCUGCAGCGCUGCUGGGAUGUUUAUGUUCCCGCGACACAUGUGUCGGACCGUGAGCUAACAUCACUUUACACGAAUUGGAUACGGGAUGGAUGCGUUUGACGGAGGACAACAGAAGAAAACAUGACACUAGAUCGUUGCCGCUGAUCCCCGGGUGAUUCUCGUGGUGGGAUGCAGUCCUAGUUUGAGGCUGUAGUGGAUGCAGGACGGUGAGGAUGGGCGAGACAUAUCGAUGAACAUUUGGAGCCCACCGGUUUUCUGUGAACCAGAUCUUUUUGAAUGGGUUUUUCUGACUUCAGCUUGUUCGGGCUUCAACGGGACAUUCUAAUGUGGCGGUGUUUUGCCUGAACAAAUCGACUGGGCACUGUUGCUCCUCUGGGCUCCCUUCAUCAUACACUAAUAGUCUUUCAGGAUGGCUGAGCGGACCCUGGACCCAUCCGCUGUGAGUAUCCCGAUGGAGGAAACCAAGCUGCACAGUGGGGCUCCUCCAGAGGCCCCUCUGCUCACACAUCUGAAGAAGGUGGAGAACCACAUCACUGAAGCUCAGCGUUUCUCCCACCUGCCCCGUCGCUCUGCUGUCGACCUGGAGUUUAAUGAGCUGUCCUACACCAUUCGUGAGGGCCCCUGGUACCGCCGGAGAGGUUACAAGGCUCUUCUCAAAUGUCUUUCUGGAAGGUUCAGCAGUAGAGAGCUCAUUGGCAUUAUGGGCCCUUCUGGAGCUGGGAAGUCCACACUUAUGAAUAUCUUAGCUGGUUACAGGGAGACUGGUAUGAAGGGACAGAUCCUGGUGAAUGGUCGGCCCAGAGACCUGAGGACAUUUCGGAAGAUGUCCUGCUAUAUCAUGCAGGAUGACAUGCUGCUGCCCCACCUCACUGUGCGGGAGGCCAUGAUGGUUUCGGCUAAUCUGAAACUAAAUGAGAGUAUGCAGGUCAAAAAGGAACUUGUGGAUGAGAUCCUGACUGCUCUGGGUCUGCAGGAGUGUGCUCAGACACGCACCAACAACCUCUCUGGUGGACAGUGUAAACGACUGGCAAUAGCUCUGGAGCUGGUCAACAAUCCCCCAGUCAUGUUCUUUGAUGAGCCCACCAGUGGCCUGGACAGUGCGUCAUGCUUUCAGGUGGUGUCUCUCAUGAAGUCUCUGGCUCAGGGAGGAAGGACAAUCAUCUGCACCAUCCACCAGCCCAGUGCCAAGCUCUUUGAGAUGUUUGAUAAGUUGUACAUUCUUAGUCAGGGUCAGUGCAUCUUCAAGGGUACUGUCCCAUAUCUCAUCCCCUACCUGAAGAACCUCGGCCUCCACUGCCCCACAUAUCACAACCCAGCUGAUUUCAUUAUUGAGGUAGCAUCAGGGGAGUAUGGAGAUCUGAACCAAGUGCUGUUUGAAGCCGUUCAGGGCGGUCUCUGUUCUGAAGAUGGCAAGAAAAACUCCAGAGACAAGAAUGACCCUUCCUGUAACUCCCAGGUCCAUAGCGAGACUGGGACUUUGGAGAAACACAGCUUUGCCACCAGUACAUUCACACAGUUCUGUAUCCUCUUUAAGAGGACCUUCAUCACAAUAUGCAGGGACAUGGUUUUAACCCACCUUCGGGUGAUGUCCCAUCUGUCCAUUGGAGUGCUCAUUGGCCUACUCUAUCUCAAAAUUGGAAAUGAUGCGAGUAAAGUGUUCAACAACACUGGCUUCCUCUUCUUCUCUAUGCUGUUCCUAAUGUUUGCUGCCCUGAUGCCCACCGUCUUAACCUUUCCUCUGGAGAUGUCUGUGUUCAUGAGAGAACAUCUCAACUAUUGGUACAGCCUUAAAGCCUAUUACUUGGCCAAGACUAUGGCAGAUGUCCCGUUUCAGGUGAUAUGUCCCAUAAUGUACUGUAGUAUUGUGUACUGGAUGACGGAGCAGCCUCCAGAGGCAGGACGGUUCCUGCUCUUCAUGGCCUUGUCCACUUCUACAGCCCUGGUGGCCCAGUCCCUCGGGCUGCUCAUAGGUGCUGCCUCCACCUCACUACAGGUGGCAACUUUUGUGGGACCAGUCACAGCCAUACCCGUCCUCCUAUUUUCUGGUUUCUUUGUCAAUUUUGACACCAUUCCCAAAUAUCUGCAGUGGAGCUCUUAUGUAUCAUAUGUCAGGUAUGGGUUUGAAGGUGUGAUACUCUCCAUAUAUGGCAUGAACCGGUCGGACCUGGAGUGUCCUGGGAUGGUGUGUAAGUUCCAGAAACCUGAGGAGGUGCUGCAGCUGCUGGAUGUAGAGGAUGCUAAGCUCUAUGUAGACUUCAUGGUCCUGGGGGUUUUCUUCCUGGUCCUCAGACUGGCCACAUACCUGGUGCUGCGCUACAAAGUCAAGUCUGAGCGCUAAGACCUCCACAGGAAAACUCAUUCAUAUCAUUUGGAAGUGUGCAAGCAAAUACUAUAUUCCAGCCAAAUUCUCCGUCUACAAUGGACAACUGUAUGCAUCAAAUCAUCUGGACUUUGUCUUAUCAGUUUUGAGUGAAGGGAAAGUGAAAAUCAUCAAGCAAUGCAAGAACACAUGUUACCCUCCUGAAAUAAUAUGUAUCUCUGCGCCAUAUGUGACAAAAAAUCCGUAUAGUAAAAUGCAUGUCUCCUCAGAUUGUGAAGUUAUUGGGGUGGUGAUAACUUUAAAAGCCACACACCACAAGAGCUAAAUUUCUAUUGCAGUGCUGUUGAGCCAUGUCAUUUCAAUUCAAAUGCGUUUCAUAGAUUAAAUAUGCCGUCAACUACAUCGAAAAAGAUGCUACAAAUGCCCAGAAAAGUGUGGCAAGGCUUCUCUCUGCCCGGUCGGAUCAAAACAAAGGCGUUACAAUGAAACUGCCAGUGGACAACUUUGGUUCACCGUAGCUGUAAACAUAAUGGAAGUGUGUUUUAUCCUGGGUCUACUCUAAAAGGAGUGUGUAACUACCUUGAUCUGUAUUUGAAAGCCAUUGAUGAUGUGAAAAAGGACAAAAAUAAAACAGGAAUGCGGACAAUACUUCUGCAAUUGAAAGUGUUGCAGGAUGAACUUCAGGUCAAGUGCAAUAGUUCAGUGGAAUAAACGUUGGUGUUAUUAUAAUUAGGACACCUUGAACUGCUUGUUUCCACUCAGUGUAUGAUUCAUUAUCUCUCCAUAUUUGAAAGCCCAGUCUUUCAUCCCUCUUUCUCUCUGCUUUGCUGAUGUCUGACUGAUGUGUGUUGUUCAAACCAA